UGGCGCGAAAUAAACAAAAGUGACCAAAAAGUGUGCGUUGCAGCUGGCAAAAGUGCAUUGCGUUUUGAAAAACUGUUCUAAUAUCCAAUAUAAUUGCAAUUUUUACACACAAGAAAGUAAAUUUUUGAGAAAAUGCCGCGUCGAGAUUAUGUACAAGAUAAGGAAUCAAUUAAGACCUUUCUGUCCGAGUUCUGCAAAGAGGAUGACACCGGGAAAAAGCAAUUUGUUUACGCACAUCAACUUGUGAAAAUUGCCCAUCGCGAACAAAUACUUAUCACAAUAGAUCUCGAUCAUGUAUCAGAAUUCAAUGAAGAGCUUACAGAAGCCAUUAUUUCCAAUUGCCGACGCUAUCAAGCGAUGUUCAGUGACGCUAUUGUCGACCUUCUGCCCAGCUUCAAAGAACGCGAGGUUCCAGCCAAGGACGCCUUGGAUGUUUACAUCGAACACC
Molecule: messenger RNA, 448 nt
Organism: Rhagoletis zephyria (snowberry fruit fly)
Lineage: Eukaryota; Metazoa; Arthropoda; Insecta; Diptera; Tephritidae
Product: DNA replication licensing factor Mcm7-like
Source: RefSeq, a predicted model, not a curated record